Macrosiphum euphorbiae (potato aphid) is the source of this 744-nucleotide messenger RNA. NCBI's taxonomy places the organism in Eukaryota, Metazoa, Arthropoda, Insecta, Hemiptera, Aphididae. The record is from the annotation of a GenBank genome assembly.
AUGUCUACAUUACGCUCCUUUCGUGAUGACUAUAUGUCCUCCAAUAAAGCGCAAUCUGCUGCCCAAGCGUCUCAAUUUAAAGAAUUGAAAAACGACCUUAAACAGCUUUCAUGUCUAGUUGCGGAUCUAAAAGCUGAAAAUUCAGCGCUGCGUAUUGAAGUUUAUUUACUUAAGAACAAGGUAGAGUCCCUUGAGUCAGGUUCCACCUCUGUUACUGCGGAAACUACUGUUACUCAAGUUUUGCAAGAGACUUUUGAGCUUGAGCUUUGUUCUUUCAACAUUAUUGCCUAUGGUGUCCCUGAGUAUAAGUCCUCUUCUGGUUCCCAGAGGGCUGAAGAAGAUAAAGUCUCCCUGCAGGAACUACUCGGUGCUAAUACCAAUGUGCCGUUAAGUGGUUGUAAAUAUGUACGGCUUGGUAAAGCCAACUCUGAUAACAUACGCCCUCUUAAAGUUAUUUUUGGAUCUAAAGUUGAUGCUGCAAACAUUGAAACCACCUUUAAUGAGGCUAAGCGACAAGGAGUGUCAUUUCCUCAAGGUUUUCGAAUUAUCAAAGAUAAGACCCUGCUUCAACGGAGGCAGCUAAGAUCCUGCCACAUGGAACUUGAUCAUCGGACUUCUAAUGGUGAAUCUGGGCUUUCGGUCAAGUAUGUGAAUGGUGUUCCGAAAGUGAUCUCGGGGUCAAAAAACGGGGAACCUCCUCAACGCCAACCAGGUUCAAAGUCCAGCAAUCAAAGCACCUCCUAA